AUGGAGCGGGAGAGGGAAAAGAAGGAAAGGCUGUACUGGGACCUCCAGCUGCAAAAUAUUGAAAAUGUCAACAUUCUCUAUGAGAUGGACAAGCCAAGUAUCAUGGAUCCUCAUUUGCUGGGGUGCCUGCACCAGAGCACCGACCCAAAUGCUUUCAAAAAGCCUCACACCUCAGGUACAGGAUCUUUACACUCGUCCUCAACAGGUGCUGACAGUUUACAGACGGAGAGACUGGUGGGGGGAAAUGAGCUGUAUGCGAGUGUGAGGGAUGUAAGGAGGCUUAAGAAAGCAGCCAGGCAGUGCUGGAUCAGAUUGGCGUCAGAAGGUGUGCGAACCAUACUACCCUCUUCCUGGCAGGGCCAAAGCCCAAGGGUCAAAGGUCAGGCCUGGGGCUGUGUCUCCCUGUCGGACGUCCUCCUCUUGGUGGAUGUGAAGUAUGAUGUCAUGACCCACAUGCUUUAUUCAGAAAUGCUUCAGGAGCAUCAUACUCAGAGCGUCUGGGAAACCAUGUUGCCAUGGCAACAACUCAAAGAAGAGGAGGGGCUGGAGGACUUCGCAGAGGAGGCUUUGGAGUCAGGUGACAUGCUCCGUUUGGCGGAGCUGCCAGGAGCAUUCAGGAUAUACAGGGCCUGUGUGGGUGCAUCUAUUGGAAGCUGCAGGGAGCAGUCCUGGUCUGCCGUUUCCUUCCUUUAUGAGUUACACACAUCUCGUCAACAAGAAAGGGACAAACUGACAGUCCUGGGAGAGCGGCUGGACGGGGAGAGCCUGAAACUGUUGUGUCUGCACAUCAGGCUGGCAACUCUCAGAGCUCAGAGAGAAAAACUGUCCUACAGGGCUCUCCUGGCUGCGAGGCAGUCCUGGGAGACAUGGCCACAUGUAAGCAGUCCACGGCGAGCAGAGCGGGCUUCCCUCUGGCUACGCGGUGGAGAGGAAGAGCAGAGCGAAGACUUGAUUUCAGCAUCGCCACAGCAGGCAGUGCUGCAGUUGCUGGUGCUGACUCAGGAGCAGGAGAGAAGGCACCUGGUGAAGUUGGUGCAUGGGGUCUCCCUGGAGGAUCUGCAAGGGCCAGGUUGCACAGUGCCUCCGAAAGAGGAUAGGCACACAGUGUUGAGGAAUGGCUGUAUAAAAAUGCUGAGCCAACUCCACGCCAGCCUGCAGAUACACAAUGAGUCUCAAACUCCCUUAGAGCAAACUAACUCUGAGCCACAACUCCGGCCGCAGCCUCAAAUACGGGCCCACGCGUACGGUAAACCGGCAGCGUGGUCUCAACAGCAGCUGGAAGAUUGUGCCCUGCUCCUCUUGUCUCGUUUGCUGGUGCUCCAGGAGGUUCAAGCUUCAGCUUUACUGCCAAUGCUGAAGGACACGAGUGCACAGCAUCUCCGGGUUCUGCGAGAUGAGUACGAAUCUGAACUUCAAACGCGGGGCAACACCAACCUGCUCCAACUCCUCAUCUCAGAAGCCCCUUUCACUUCAGGCUCUGUGCUCAUCCCAAAGAGCAGCAACGAGGAAAAGAAAGCCGAGACCCAGAACAUGGGUGCUGGGCCAAAUGAAGUCUUGGCUGUUGUUUCAGUCAGACGGGCGGACAGAGAGCUAAGUGAAGUCCAAGCUGCUGAUGUGACAAACAGACCACAGGAUGUCUGUACAGAUUGUGAAGCAGUCGUGGAGGAGAUGCCCUACUUGGAGAUUCUGUGUGUUUCAAAUGCCACAAGUCAAACUCAACGGAGUCUCGAUGCAGAAGCAGGAUCCCAGGAGGAGGAAGGAGGCAACGCAACAAAAAGCGCCCUGACUUAUAAGAAACAGGACUCGUUGAUCACGUUUGCUUGGAGCAAACCGCCAGAGGACGAUAAUGGCGGUGAAGCAGAGGCCGCAGAUGGAGGCACGGGACAGAGCCCGGACAGUGAGAGCAGUCUGAUGACUCAAGUCCAAGCCAGUGGUUCAAGCAGCACAACUGAAUUCACACAAUGCUCGGAGGAGACUUCUGGAGAAAGUCAUGAUGAGGAGAUGAAACCCACUUUGUUACAGUCGGGUUCCACAGGUCACCAUGACAUGGAGUCUGCAGAGAAGCAGUGCAGCACUGAAGGACAGCCUGUGCAGCCACAUCUGUCCGUUGACCCUCCGCACUCCGAUGACCCCUGCUCUGGGCUGAGCAGUGAGUCAGCAGGGGUUGAUGUAGAGGUACGUCCCACCGCAACGGGGUCAGAGUCGUGGGAACUAAAAGGGCCAGAACCCACUCACACUGAGGACCAGAAACAUAUUUCACAAACCACAUCCAACGGUGGCCUUCCGGAGGGGGAGGCAAUGAGGGAAUCCAAACUGAUGGACAGAGAACGAGUUAGAGAGCCAGUCUCAGCACUGGAGAGAGAGAAGACCAUUCGCAACCUAAUGGACAUGCAAAGGAAGGUCGAACAGAGGCAGCAGAGAGACAGAGAGAGACAACUUCUCAGGGUUCAGGAACGCCUGUCGAUCAUCCAGAGCAGAAAGGCGGAGGAAGACCUGCUUGGCCUGAAACACACAGACAGACUCAGGCACCUCACGCAAGAUCUACCACAGGAGGACAAGCAGCAGCAGAAGACGGUUGUCAGAGAGCGUCUGGAGCAGCUGAGGCGAGAGCGCUCUUACGUCUUGCAGUCCAAACGAGACAGGAAUACUGCAGGAUUUAAGGAACUCCUGGGUCCAGUUGCCCUUCACAAUACAGAAACAGAGGAUGGAACAGACUGAGAAACUACAGUUGCAGUUUCCAGCAAGAAAGGAACUUUUGUUACUUAUGUUCUCUUCAUUAUGGUCCUGAGUCCAAAAAACACGACAGAUUUAUGAUUCACUAAUGAUUUUAAAUAUUUUAAGCCACUUCAUGUGUUUUCAUUGUAAAGCAGUACACAAGGCAUCAGUGGUGCGUUUCAGUUUGUAGUCAUAAAAAGCAAACGAUCAGAGAAUGCACUUGUGAAAUAGGACAGAGCUCAACACACUUGUAGUGACUGUUUAUUAUACAGUUUAAUUAUCAUCUUUGACAAACAUAAGCAUCAACAGUAACGUCAUUUAUCAAUGACCCUCUUUAGUUGCGUACAUAUGAAUCCCCUGUGGCCUAGAUUACAGACACAAUGCGUCACAGAGGUGCAUGUUAACAGUCUACAGAGGUUCCAUAAACUCUCCUUCAUGUGAACAUAAUAUUUAUAUAUUGGUCUUGUUUGAGUAAGAAAUAAUGUGACGACAGGAAGGACACUGCUGUAGACUCUGAGUGCACCUAUGGACCGGGGCUGCAUUUAUUUACAGGUAAUGAGUGGUGGGAUGUUAGAGGACAUAUGUUUGGCUUACAACUCUACGAUGGGGAGAAAUGUAUAAUACAGAGGGUUUGUCGUGGGCCCGUUGGUUUUCCUGCAGGGGUGGAGGAUCUCUCUCAGUCCUGGUGAGUAGAGUGGGGAAAAAAAGACUGUCUACAUGAGAGACUCAACAAAUAAACAUUCAGUUUUUCCUCUUUUAUUGGCCCUAUAUAUUGUCCACCCACACCGCAGUCCAACACAAAGCAGGAGUAUCUAUCACCCUAAUAAAACCAGAACAUUCAGCAGCAGCUCCCACAAAACUGAGUCACUGCGUUAAACACAUACAAAGUACACGAGUGUGUCCUCAACUCAAAUGACAAGUAAAGUUAGCUUCAAGUUCUGUGGUCUCAAAUGCACAAACAUUCAAACCAACAAAGACACAAAACAAAGAAACCUUAAUUUUCCAAACUAAGAAAACAUGGCGCCUGGCUGACAGGUGCUAUACUCAAGGCUUUAAUAUUCUAGCAAGGUGACCGCUGGGGACUGAACAGAACCAACAAUCCCUUUCUCAAAGUAUGAGAGUUCACGUUGUGGGGGUGAGGAGGGUUAAAUGUGCGGUUCUCAGCGGGCUGUGCAGAGGACACGCUUUUAGGGCUGUAGUCAGGUCGGCUCUUGUGACAGCAGGACACUUUGAUAGCGGGGACACCGAAAUUUAAAUAGGUGGGGUGUCAAAUUUCUCUGUGGUGUCUGAACCCUGGAUCUACAUGUGCAAGAUCUUCAGCGAGAAGCAGCAUGCGCUUGUGUGCGAGAGACUAAACUACACCUUAUACAAGAUAGUCAACAUUAUUUGCAUUUUAUACACUAGACUGGUUAUUUCCCACAGUGAAAGGUAAAAGCCUGGGAUGAACACAGGGUGGUCCGAGUCAUAUUCAGUCUACGAACCUCUGAGAAUGAGUCGCCUCCUCUUGCCGGAGGCUUUGAUGAGCACUACUGUCCAUACACACAAACAUGGUCAUCACACGUCCAGCAUCUCUCUGACUUAUGGGCACCAUGGAACUGAGGAGGGUCGAUAUACGUGUUUGUUUGUGUCUGUGUUUGUGUGUGUCUGUGUUUAUCUCUUUUUCAUGGGAAUCAUGAAAGGAGAGAAAUGUGCAUGUGCGUCAAGUCUUGAAUGGUACUAGCAAUGAGACUCAAUGGAUGGUCAUGUAUUUAUGAUUUUUUUUUUAUAUAUGUGCAUGUCUUUAU
This is a messenger RNA of Scophthalmus maximus (turbot), 4499 nucleotides long. RefSeq lists its product as uncharacterized. The coding region runs from base 1 to 2718 and encodes 905 amino acids. Lineage: Eukaryota; Metazoa; Chordata; Actinopteri; Pleuronectiformes; Scophthalmidae. The record is from RefSeq and is a predicted model, not a curated record. The transcript is spliced from 17 exons.